Messenger RNA from Miscanthus lutarioriparius, 1305 nucleotides. The record is from the annotation of a GenBank genome assembly. NCBI's taxonomy places the organism in Eukaryota, Viridiplantae, Streptophyta, Magnoliopsida, Poales, Poaceae.
AUGGCAUCCCAGUCGCCCUCCAAGGAGAAGUCGACUGAUGCUGAUAACGAGGAAAAGAAGCCCAGGCCUUCAACCUCGCCGUCACGACGACGUCGUGGGCGCUCCAACAGCCGACGCCGCUCUGGCUCACGAGUCGUGGAGCGCGUCAUCGAGCGACCAUCCGCGAACGUCGCGUGGCCGAUGCUCACGCGGACGAACUACCCGGAGUGGGCGUUGGUGAUGGAGGUGAACUUCCAGACGCUCCGCGUCUGGGACGCCGUCGACAUCGGCAUCGACGAAGACCCUGAUGAAGAUGAGUACCAGCAAGACCGCCAGGCCAUGGCGGGUCUCCUGCGCUCGGUCCCCUCCGAGAUGUGGGGGACGCUCGGUCGCAAGCGGACCGUGAAGGAGGCGUGGGACGCCGUCAAGGUGCUCCGAGUCGGCGACGGCCGCGCGCGCGACGCCAGCGCCCAGCAGCUUCGCCGCGAGUUCGGCGCGCUCGUCUUCAAGGAGGGCGAGUCCGUCUCCGAGUUCGGCAUCCGCAUCACGUCGCUCGCCGUGAACCUCCGCACCCUCGGCGACCACAUCUCGGACGCCGAGGUGGUAAAGAAGCUCCUGCAGGUGGUCCCUGAACGCUUGUCCCAGGCCGCCGUCUCCCUCGAGAUGUUCCUCGAUCUGAACACGGUCUCGAUCGAGGACGUCAUCGGCCGGCUGCGCGUGUUCGAGGAACGCGGCAAGCCGAAGGAGAUCACGGACGGCAUGGGGAGGCUCCUGCUCUGCGAGGAAGACUGGGAAGCCCGCCGGAAAACCCGCCGCGAGCAGGAGAGCUCCGGUGGCGGCUCGGGCUCCAACAGUCGUGGAAAGCCACGAGGACGCGGACGCGGGCGAGGCGGCUCAGGAUCCGGGCAGCGCGAUGGCCGUGACGGCCAGGGCGCAGGCACCGGCAACGCCGGCGGCGGCAAGCCGCCGCGCGGAGGAGUACGAGCUGCGUCGUCAGGCACCGGCACCCUCGACACCGCUGCACGCCACGAGCCCGACGCUGUCUGUGCCCAGUGCACCGCCGCACACUGGGAGCACGUCACCAUCAGCCUCGAGAACGGGCUCACCAGCUCUAGGCUCGACGUCCAGGGAGGCGCCCUCACCAACGACUGCCGCGCCGAACGCCACCAAGGUGACACAGGUGGAGUUCGCAACGCCGCUGAGCGCCGACCCGAACCUCGACGCGGACGACGACGAGGACCUGGAGCAUCGGUACAGGACACUCGAGAACGUCCUUGGCACGAACACCGUGCCCGGGCGUGCUCACCGCGACGUCGAGGAAGCUGA